UGUUUAAUGAUGCGUAGAUACUGUAUCACUACGUUACUAUUAUACUCUGUUAUGUUGUGCAUAAAUAUUGACGCGUGGAGUUCUCUUAAAAGGUUUCGACAUCUUUGGCAACCAAAUAUUAAUCGCAUCAACGAAUCGUUAUCGCUUAAACGGGACCCUCUAAACUCUCUAAAGGGUAAAUUAGAGUCGAUUAAUUUUCAAAAUAGCGCACCAAGUCAGGGCGGUAGAGAAAAACGACUUUUCCCAUUAUUUACAUUGGUAAAAUUUGACAAUAACGUUUGCGUCGGAUUAAAUGGUGAAAAUGGUACCUGUAUCGCAGCUUCGGAAUGCUCGAAACGUGGUGGUGUAUCUAGUGGAGUUUGCGCAAAUGGUUACGGAGUUUGCUGCAUUGUGACAGUAUCUUGCGGCGAGACAACCAGCAACAAUAAUACUUAUUUCGUUAAUCCGAAUUAUCCAUCAACGUUUGAUGGUACUAUAUCUUGUCAAUUAACGCUCGUUAAGUCGCAUCCAACCGUAUGCCAGUUUAGAUUGGAUUUCUUGCAGUUUAAUAUAAGAGGUCCGGAAACGACUAACCAUCAGUGUAUCUAUGAUCAAUUUAUCGUUUCUGGGGGUAAUCCGGUACCUACCAUAUGUGGAAAUAAUGCUGACAAUCAUAUAUACGUCGAUACUGGUCUUGGACAAACGAAUCCUGUCACGUUGACAUUUGUUACAAGCGGAAAUUCUUUUGCUCGAUCUUGGAAAGUACGAGUCUCUCAAAUACGUUGCAAUACUAUAUACAGAGCCGAGGAAGGGUGUUUGCAAUAUUUCACAGGGAUAUCCGGCCAAAUAAAAUCGUUCAAUUACGAUCCUAACACCGGAUUGCAACUGUCGAAUCAAGAUUACAGUAUUUGCAUUCGAAUGGAAAGGAAUUUUUGCGGUAUUCAGUAUAUGGCAUGCCCGGUCGACGAUAAAGAUGCAGUACUGGCAAAUGAUGGUGCCACUAUGGCAAGAAUGGCACGUAGUAAUGGAUUUACGUUAACUGGAAAUACGCAAGCAAUGCAAAUAGCAUCAAUGACAGGAGCAGCCUGUCAAACCGAUUGGUUAACGAUACCGUGUGCGUCUAACACAGGUAGAUUGCCAACCUCCAUGAUGACUUGUAUCGAUCGGAUAUGCGGUGGAACAUUUAACGCGGAAAAUCAAAAUUUGAAUGCGUCUUCUGUUAUUAGUACAGUGAAACCAUUUAGACUAAUUUUCCACACGGAUAGCGUUGAAGCGCCAAACGAUGUCGGGAACAGAGGAUUUUGUCUGAAUUAUAUACAACAACCUUGCACAACAAAAUUAAGAUAAAAAUAAAAUGCAAAUGAAAUCAACCUACCUAGAUUCGAAAAUAUAUGCUGUUUAAAAAUAGCUGAGAAGUUGAUGAGAUUUUGAGGAAGCCGAAGCCACUGUUUGUAUGACGUGUUAUAAAAUUGGUCGACAGAUACGGUGAUGUGGUGAUGAGAUGUAAAACGUUUUGCUAUAAUCGAUGGAAAAAAGGAUCGAGUCAAGUACGCUAUAAAAGUACACGGUCGGUUAGAGAAUCAAUUAGGUGUAAUCCAUACAUGGUGAGUAACUUCUUUCGGAGCUGACCUCGUUUUCAUCGAAUAUUUCUUCAUUGUACCAACAAUAAAAUUAAGUAUUCUUGCC
This is a messenger RNA of Bombus huntii, 1665 nucleotides long. RefSeq lists its product as uncharacterized. The transcript has 8 exons. The coding region runs from base 7 to 1326 and encodes 439 amino acids. The record is from RefSeq and is a predicted model, not a curated record. Lineage: Eukaryota; Metazoa; Arthropoda; Insecta; Hymenoptera; Apidae.